ACAAACCGAUCGUUCGAUCAUUCACGCGCACUCUUCGCCUUGGGAGUGGUCGGCAAUAUACUAUCUUGGCCAUUAGUUACAACCCCGGGCCGCAGAGCUAGGGACAUAUGGAUGUGCAUCUGCACGGCAAUGCUCAUGUCUAUUACGGGCUUUCUAGGUCUGGCUUCGGACCGCAAUCAGCCAGCUAUGUGCACCAAAGCAGUGAUUGUACCUUUAUUCAAUCUCUUAUACAACAUUGGUCUUGGUCCGAUAGUGUACAUCCUUAUCGCGGAGCUCCUGUCCACGAACAUUCGCGGAAAGACU
Baudoinia panamericana UAMH 10762 is the source of this 303-nucleotide messenger RNA. RefSeq lists its product as uncharacterized. Gene Ontology annotation, molecular function: transmembrane transporter activity. Lineage: Eukaryota; Fungi; Ascomycota; Dothideomycetes; Mycosphaerellales; Teratosphaeriaceae. The transcript has a single exon. The record is from RefSeq and is a predicted model, not a curated record. Gene Ontology annotation, biological process: transmembrane transport. The annotation marks the transcript as partial. Gene Ontology annotation, cellular component: membrane.